AAUAUACAGCGGAAUCUGGGAAAUUAUUCUGCGAUGAAGAUCAAGGGUGGUGGAGUGAUACUGUUUCCUAUGCCAUUCCAAGGCCACAUAAACCCCAUGCUUCAGCUUGCCAACAUCCUCCAUGAAAGAGGCUUUUCCAUAUCCAUAAUCCACACUCAUUUCAAUUCUCCAAACACUGCAAACUACCCUCAUUUCCGAUUCUAUUCUAUUCCCGAUGGAUUACCUGAAAAUUACGUCGUUUCACCGGAUCCUAUUCGUAUCGUGGCAUUAAUAAAGUCCCUCAAUUCCAAUUGCCAGACUCCUGUUCGUGAUUGCUUGACCGAGUUGGUAUCGACCAGCUUGGAAGAUGAACAUCCCAUUGCUUGCCUUAUUACUGAUGUUUUGUGGUACAGCACACAAGCUGUCGCUGAUGACCUUAAGCUACCGAGGAUUGUGUUGAGGACAAGUAAUGUCUCGUCUUUUCUAGUUAUGGUGUCCAUGCCAUUGCUGUUCCAAAAGGGUUACCUUCCAUUGCAAGAUUCUCAAGCAGAAAACCAGGUCCCAGAGCUUCCAUAUUUCAGAUUCAAAGACGUUUCAAUGUUCAAAGUAAUUGAUGUGGGAAGCUUCUUUGAAUUCGCUGAUACAGUAGUUGAAGGAACCAAGGCCUCCUCAGGGAUUAUAUUCAACUCCUGUGAAGAUCUUGAAGAAGAAUAUGUAACAAAAUUUUCUUUGUGCUUUCCAAUUCCAGUUUUUCUUAUAGGUCCUUUCCACAAGUAUUUUCCAGCUUCUUCCAGCAGCUUACUGCCUCAAGACAAUACCUGCAUAUCAUGGCUAGAUAAGCAACAGCCUAAAUCAGUGAUUUAUGUUAGCUUUGGAAGUAUAGCGGCUAUAGAGGAGACGGAAUUCUUGGAGGUAGCAUGGGGACUGGCCAACAGCAAGCAGCCUUUCUUGUGGGUGGUUCGACCAGGGGUAGUCCAGGGCUGCAAAUGGCUCGAACCAUUGCCAGAUGGGUUCGUAGAAAUGGUAGGGGAAAGAGGCCACAUAGUGAAAUGGGCUCCCCAACAGGAAGUACUGCUUCACCCUUCAACGGGAGUGUUCUGGACACAUUGUGGAUGGAAUUCAACCCUGGAGAGCUUAUGUGAAGGGGUUCCCAUGAUCUGUCAGCCAGCUUUUGGAGACCAGAUCACGGAUGCAAGAUUCGUAAGCCAUGUAUGGAAGGUCGGGAUUCAUUUGGAGUUCAAGAUAGAGAGAGGGGUGAUUGACAAGGCAAUCAGGAGAUCAAUGGUUGAACCUGAGGGACAGGAAAUGAGAGACAGAAUCAAGCUACUCAAAGACAAGAUGAAUCUUUGUCUAAAACCCGGAGGUUCUUCUUACAAAUCUUUGGACAAUUUGGUUAGUUACAUGCUUUCUUUGUAGUCUAUUAAAUCUAUCAAGUCAUGAUUCCAUGUUCUAGUUUAUGUUGAACAAAAGCAGAACCAAAAUAAGAGCGUGUGUUUCAGGACAUGCUUUGAUUCUU
This is a messenger RNA of Hibiscus syriacus, 1495 nucleotides long. RefSeq names its product UDP-glycosyltransferase 76B1-like. Gene Ontology annotation, molecular function: UDP-glycosyltransferase activity. Lineage: Eukaryota; Viridiplantae; Streptophyta; Magnoliopsida; Malvales; Malvaceae. The record is from RefSeq and is a predicted model, not a curated record. Bases 34 to 1395 code for a protein of 453 amino acids. The transcript is spliced from 2 exons.